CUUCUCUUUAUUGAUGUACAGUGGGUGGACUUAUGGGCUAUGUAAAAAGUGGGAGCUCUAAAUCCCUUAUAUCAGGAGGAUUGUCAGCAUUGGUGCUUUACUUUGUGCAUACUCAACUUCCUACAAACCCAGUAUUAGCAUCGUCAGUUGGGCUUGGGAUCUCAGCUGCUCUUUUGUUUGUAAUGGGGUCACGUUUUAAGAAAUCUGGGAAGAUUUUUCCUGCAGGUGUAGUAUCUUUGGUCUCUUUGAUCAUGACUGGUGGUUACGCUCAUGGCAUUCUACGCAGUUCCCAUGCAUAGGGUAGUUACAGAGACUUAAAGAUCGAAUGUUGCUUUUGUUGAUUGUUUAAUCAUAAAUCACUCUAUAUUUUGUCUCUUGUAUAUUUGGAUCCCCCAAAUUCUUGGUUAAGUCAUUCUUUGGAACUUUACAUGCAGUAAACUAGAGGCCAAACGUAUGGCAGUUAGUCAAAAUGGUUGCAGUCAUCAAUACUUUGCUGGCCAUUUAAACUGUCGUUGUUCAUCGUAUAUUGUCUCUUAAUAAAUCAUUGGUUUUGAUGUCUAA
This is a messenger RNA of Cryptomeria japonica (Japanese cedar), 561 nucleotides long. Its product is annotated as protein FATTY ACID EXPORT 2, chloroplastic. Lineage: Eukaryota; Viridiplantae; Streptophyta; Pinopsida; Cupressales; Cupressaceae. Gene Ontology annotation, cellular component: membrane. The coding region runs from base 33 to 299 and encodes 88 amino acids. The record is from RefSeq and is a predicted model, not a curated record. The transcript has 2 exons.